Messenger RNA from Hyaloscypha bicolor E, 609 nucleotides. RefSeq lists its product as uncharacterized. The coding region runs from base 1 to 609 and encodes 202 amino acids. NCBI's taxonomy places the organism in Eukaryota, Fungi, Ascomycota, Leotiomycetes, Helotiales, Hyaloscyphaceae. The record is from RefSeq and is a predicted model, not a curated record. The transcript has a single exon.
AUGACAUUGAUUUUAACAUUGGUGGGAAUGGCAACAACUACGAUGCUUCAGCUACAAAUGAAUCACAUGGACCUGGCAUCAAAGAGGAUGGGUAAGAUUGCUAUUUUUUCCGUCGAAUUUUAUAGUGCAUAUAUCACCAGAACUCAGCAGAUGAUCGUAAGCAUCUGUUCUCUGGCCUCGCUUCAUCUCGCUCAACUUUUCCGAGGCAACGAAAAGAGCAUGUCAAGAUAUGGGAUCGGUGUAGGGAGAUCAUUUGGCGGGCAUGCAGAUUGGGGAACCUUAUGGCAGGACGUGGGCUUGGAAGGAGGAGAACUUAUCGCUGAGAUGGAUUUGAACAAAUGCCUCUAUAAGGGACGGAUGAGAUUCAAACAGCAACUAGGACCCAUAGAUGCGGAACAUCACUGGCGACCGUUCAAUUGUUUUACGGAUUCGAAGAUAAGCGCGAUGAUUGCGAUGGCUGCCGGAAGCAAAAUGCGUCAAUUGCCUGAAGGGGGAAGCUUGAGCAGACGAGUUGGCAAAGGGACUAGCAGCUUGAAAACGGACAGGAAGCUGGUAUUUCGCCUCAUGCAUUCGCCAACAACAGCGGCCAUAGUCAAUCCUACUACAUAG